Messenger RNA from Hydra vulgaris (swiftwater hydra), 690 nucleotides. RefSeq names its product GTP-binding protein Di-Ras2. The record is from RefSeq and is a predicted model, not a curated record. Gene Ontology annotation, biological process: signal transduction. NCBI's taxonomy places the organism in Eukaryota, Metazoa, Cnidaria, Hydrozoa, Anthoathecata, Hydridae. Gene Ontology annotation, cellular component: plasma membrane. Gene Ontology annotation, molecular function: GTP binding; GTPase activity; GDP binding.
AUGGAAACAUCGGUGCACCAAUCAAAUUGUAGAAAUACGAGUUAUUCGAAAGUAGUAAAAAAAAAAUCAGAGUCUAAAUUUUUUUUUGCUGUUGCAAAAAAAUCAGGAAUUGUAGCACCACAAACGUUUUCUGUUGCAUUUUAUGGCGACAAAAAUGUUGGAAAGACAAGUAUUCUUCGACGAGCCAUAACUGGUUGCUAUCAAAAAAUAUAUGUACCUACUGUUUUAGAUAUCUUUCAAAUAGAAGUUCAGAGCCGAGACUGUUCUAAGUCUCAUCUAACUGUUUACGACACUUCCGGAUUACAUCCUUUCCCUGCAAUGAUGCCUGUGGUUCUUUCUAAAUGCGACGCAUGUGUUGUUGUAUUCUCGCUGACAUCAGAAAAAACUUUGUUUUUUGCAGAACAUAAACUUUCAGAAAUACAAAAAAUUAAAGGAAACAGUUUUCCGUGCAUACUGGUCGGAAAUCAAUCAGACAGCAAGAACCGUGAAGUAAUAUUUGAAAAAGCUUUAAGAUUAGCCGUAAAAUACAGUUGCUCGUACCUAGAAGUAUCUGCUGAAUUAAAUAAAAACGUCGUUGAAUUAUUUUCCGUAGUAAUUAAAAAAAUUGAUAAGUACGAUAGACAUUUUAAGAACUUAAAUGAAUUUCACAAGAAAUAUUUUCAAAGAAUGUCAGAUUUAACAAUGUUGUAG